GCAAAGAGAGAAUGGAGUUAAUUAGAAGAAGAAAAGCACCUGAAAAUGAAAAUCCUCCACUUGUACUUGACGAUGUUGUUGAUAAGAAAACUAAAAAGAUUAAAAACAAGCAGAAAUGGACAUGUAUAGACAGUUGUUGUUGGUUUGUUGGAUGCAUAUGCACUGUAUGGUGGAUUUUGUUAUUUUCAUACAAUGUUAUGCCAACAUCGUUCCCACAGUAUGUAACAGAGGCGAUUAAUGGGCCAGUAGCUGAUCCUCCAGGUGUCAAGUUACGAAACGAAGGGCUAAAGGCUAAACAUCCCGUUGUUUUUGUUCCUGGUAUUGUCACUUGUGGGCUUGAGCUAUGGGAAGGACAUCAAUGUGCUGAAGGAUUGUUUCGGAAGCGGCUAUGGGGUGGCACUUUUGGAGAAGUGUAUAAACGACCAUUGUGUUGGGCGGAACACAUGUCAUUGGACAAUGAAUCUGGGUUGGAUCCUCCAGGAAUUAGAGUUAGGCCAGUUGCUGGACUUGUUGCUGCAGAUUACUUCGCACCGGGAUAUUUUGUGUGGGCAGUUUUGAUUGCUAAUUUGGCCCGAAUAGGAUAUGAGGAGAAAACGAUGUAUAUGGCUGCAUAUGACUGGAGGCUUUCAUUUCAGAAUACUGAGGUGCGUGACCAGACAUUAAGCCAGAUAAAAAGCAAUAUAGAACUGAUGGUUGCAACUAAUGGGGGCAAUAAGGCAGUAAUUGUUCCACACUCUAUGGGGUCCAUUUACUUUUUGCAUUUCAUGAAAUGGGUGGAGGCACCUACUCCAAUGGGUGGUGGGGGUGGUCCUGAUUGGUGUGCCAAGCAUAUUAAAGCAGUGAUGAAUAUUGGUGGGCCGUUUCUAGGUGUUCCUAAAGCAUUAGCUGCACUUUUCUCAGCUGAAGCACGAGAUAUCGCCGUUGCAAGGGCUAUUGCACCAGUUGUUAUGGACAAGGAUUUAUUUCGUAUUCAAACACUACCGCAUUUAAUGAAGAUGCUGCGAACAUGGGAUUCAACCAUGUCUAUGAUACCAAAAGGAGGAGAGACAAUCUGGGGUGGUCUUGACUGGUCACCUGAAGAAGGCUAUUCUCCUCGUAAAAGAAAGCUAAGGAACAACACUAGUCAGAUGUCAAGCCAUCGUGAUAAUCAAACUAUAGAAUCCAAAGGAAAAUAUGCUAAUUAUGGAAGGAUGAUAGCAUUUGGAAAGGAUGCAGCACAGAAACAUUCAUCAGAUCUUAAGAGGAUUGACUUCAGAGGUGCAGUGAAGGGCACUAAUAUCACAAAUAACACAUGCGAUGUGUGGACCGAGUACUAUGACAUGGGUGUUGGUGGUAUAAAAGCAGUCGAAGAAUACAAGGUUUAUACAGCUGGAGAUAUUUUGGAUUUACUCCACUUUGUUGCACCAAAGAUGAUGGCUCGUGGAGGUGCUCAUUUUUCAUAUGGGAUAGCUGAAGAUUUGGAUGAUCCAAUGUAUUCCCACUACAAAUACUGGUCAAAUCCAUUGGAAACCAAGUUACCAAAUGCUCCUGAUAUGGAGAUCUAUUCAAUGUAUGGAGUCGGCAUUCCAACUGAAAGAGCUUAUGUUUACAAGCAGACACCAAUAGCACAAUGUCAUAUUCCAUUCCAGAUUGAAACUUCAGCUGAUGAAGGGAAUGAAGGUUGCUUGAAGAAUGGUGUUUUCACUGUUGAUGGCGAUGAGACAGUGCCUAUUUUAAGUGCAGGCUUCAUGUGUGCAAAAGGAUGGCGUGGGAGAACUAGAUAUAAUCCUUCGGGAAUCAAAACUUAUUUAAGGGAGUAUGAUCAUGCUCCUCCCGCUAACCUUCUUGAGGGCCGUGGUACCCAGAGUGGAGCCCAUGUUGAUAUAAUGGGAAAUUUUGCUUUGAUUGAAGAUAUUAUGAGAGUUGCAGCUGGUGCUACUGGCAAAGACUUGGGAGGUGAUCGAGUUCACUCGGAUAUCAUCAAGUGGUCUGAGAAGAUAAAUUUACGUCUUUAGGGGAACUUUGGUUGCACUGCUUUCUCUUAUAUAGUGACUUGACUCAACGGUUAGAAUAUCACUUUCAUAUUUAUGUGAUGGUGAUCAUUUUUUUGUCUAUAAGUUUCGUCAUUUCAAGAUGCCUGCUUCAUGUAUAUAAUCACGAAUUGAUAUGCUGAUAUGCAUUCGUCUGAAAGCCACACAAACACCUCCUGUCAAUUACAUCACUUGGUGAGGUACUCCUAUGAAUUAUGGAAUCAUGUCAAAAUCAUGAAUUUUGUGGAUCUACCACUGACGUUUGGAGAGCCUAGCAACGCUUUCUUUUAUCUGACUAAGUAGACUACAUCCAUCCCAGAUAGAAAGCAGGAUGCUUUGUGCAUCUCCAGCCGUAAUAUGUCAAAGGAGCUUGAUAUUGUAACAUCAUAGUUUUUCAAAGAUUUUGCAUUUGAAAUGUGUAGUUACACGAACUUGUGGAAUAGCUACUUAGCUGUUAACAGAUUUAAAUGCUUUCUCAUUUGAGGUAGGUAGGUCUCACUGUAAUUAUAACAAAAUGCCAGCAUGUUUACCACUAGGGAGAUCUGAAUCUCAGUUCUUCAUGUUCUUGUGUCCUAUCGCCUCAGCCUUAAUAAUUAGA
Lycium barbarum (goji berry) is the source of this 2607-nucleotide messenger RNA. Its product is annotated as phospholipid:diacylglycerol acyltransferase 1-like. Gene Ontology annotation, biological process: lipid metabolic process. Gene Ontology annotation, cellular component: cytoplasm. The transcript is spliced from 6 exons. The record is from RefSeq and is a predicted model, not a curated record. Lineage: Eukaryota; Viridiplantae; Streptophyta; Magnoliopsida; Solanales; Solanaceae. The coding region runs from base 12 to 1994 and encodes 660 amino acids.